Messenger RNA from Mangifera indica (mango), 2165 nucleotides. Its product is annotated as CBL-interacting protein kinase 2-like. Gene Ontology annotation, molecular function: protein kinase activity; ATP binding. The transcript has 2 exons. Lineage: Eukaryota; Viridiplantae; Streptophyta; Magnoliopsida; Sapindales; Anacardiaceae. The record is from RefSeq and is a predicted model, not a curated record. Gene Ontology annotation, biological process: protein phosphorylation; signal transduction. The coding region runs from base 604 to 2052 and encodes 482 amino acids.
AAAAUAAAAUUAUGAAAAUAUAAUAAAGGGCCGGUAGGAUAUAAGAGGAAUGCUGUCUUGUUUUAACUCCUCAUCGAUCAUAAUCGCCAUUGCUUCUCUUCUUCCGACUUACCGGAGGGCUCUUCUUCUCAACGGGAAACGGUUAUUUGGAAGCUAAUCUGAAUUUAGAUCAGACACUGGUGUGUUUCUUAACGAUUCUGCCAAAUAUAUUCUUUACUUUUUAGCCUUUUUAUUCAGUAUUAUCUAGCUCAUAUAAAUUAUAAAGCCUGGUCAGUGGGAAUGCUGAACGAUGUGCUUGCAAGUUGAAAAUUACUUGGCUGAGGUUAAUCAAGUGUUAGCUCCAUUUGAUUUUGAGCAGCACUUGUUCGUCCUUGAUGAGUUUCAACUUCAAUGUUUUACUUACACCCCAUUUCGGUUUCCGGCUCAGAAGCCCAGUAUAGGUAGAAUUUUGAGAAAACGGGUGAUGUUAAAGCAUGAUGUGUGUGAAGAUGGUUAAGAGUUUUAUGUUCUCGUGUCAAUCCCAGUCUUAGAGUUUGCUUAGAUAUUGUGUAAUUAACUUUAGGGUAAAAUAGAGCUUUUAGUGUAUAGAGAUUAUCACUCAGAAUGGAAAAUAAAGGAAGCAUAUUGAUGCACCGGUAUGAAAUGGGGAAAUUACUGGGCCAAGGAACCUUUGCCAAGGUUCACCAUGCGAGAAAUCUUGCAACUGGCAUGAGUGUGGCCAUUAAGAUAAUAGACAAAGAAAAAGUCUUGAAGGUUGGGAUGAUUGAUCAGAUUAAGCGAGAAAUAUCUGUGAUGAGGCUGGUUAGGCACCCAAAUGUGGUGGAGCUUUAUGAGGUCAUGGCGAGCAAAACUAAGAUUUACUUUGUAAUGGAAUAUGUUAAAGGUGGUGAACUUUUCAACAAGGUGGCCAAAGGAAAACUCAAGGAGGAUGUUGCAAGGAAAUAUUUUCAACAACUUAUUAGUGCGGUCGAUUACUGUCACAGUAGAGGUGUCUGUCAUCGAGAUAUAAAGCCUGAAAACCUAUUGUUGGAUGAUCAGGGUAAUCUCAAGGUCUCAGAUUUUGGAUUGAGUGCACUUGCUGAAUCCAAGCAUCAAGAUGGGCUACUCCACACAACCUGCGGGACCCCUGCUUAUGUUGCUCCAGAAGUGAUUAAUCGAAAAGGCUACGAUGGAUCCAAAGCUGAUGUGUGGUCAUGUGGAGUUGUCUUGUAUGUUCUACUAGCUGGCUAUCUCCCAUUUCAUGAUUCAAAUCUGAUGGAGUUGUAUAGAAAGAUUGGUAAGGCUGAGUUUAAAUUCCCCACCUGGUUUUCCCACGAAGUACGCCGCUUGUUGUCAAAAAUCUUGGAUCCAAACCCAAGUACAAGGAUAUCCAUGGCAAAGAUAAUGGCAAAUUCAUGGUUUCACAAGGGAUUGGAAAAACGUGUUGCUAAUGAAACAGAAGGAAAAGAACUGACCCCUCUGGAUGCUGAUGCACUUUUUACUCUGAAUGAAAACAACGGUACUGCUACAACAGAGUCGAAGACUGAAUUGGCAAAGCCUUCUAACUUGAAUGCUUUUGACAUCAUUUCCUUCUCUACAGGCUUUGACUUGUCUGGUUUAUUUGAGGAGAGAGAGCGAAGAAAGGAAAUGAGAUUCACCUCCAACAAGCCAGCCUCAACCAUCAUCUCUAAGCUGCAAGACAUUGCUAAACGUCUUAGCUUGAAAAUAAAAAAGAUAGAUGGAGGUUUGCUUAAAAUGGAAGGGUCCAAGGAAGGCAGGAAAGGAGUGCUGGGCAUUGAUGCUGAAAUCUUUGAAAUCACUCCCCAUUUCCAUUUGGUUGAGGUUAAAAAGAGCAGUGGAGAUACUCUUGAGUAUCAGAAGAUGAUGAAACAAGAGAUAAGACCAGCUCUCAAGGACAUUGUUUGGACUUGGCAAGGAGAGCAGCAUCAACAGCAACAGAAUCAAUUAGAACAACCACAACAAGACGAACAGCUAGCACAACCAGAUCAGCAAGAGGUACAGCCUUCUCAAGCCUUCCCAUUGCAGCAGGUUAGCCCAGCUCCAGAUUCAUGAUGAUCAUAUUUAAUUUCUAUGUUUUACAUGGUGCUUCAAGACAUGUAAUUUUUAUUGCUAUUUUUGUGCAUCUUCUUAUGUAAAAGUAUGAUAAUAUCAACUCUCUUGUAUCA